Molecule: messenger RNA, 877 nt
Organism: Meloidogyne enterolobii
Lineage: Eukaryota; Metazoa; Nematoda; Chromadorea; Rhabditida; Meloidogynidae
Source: the annotation of a GenBank genome assembly
UUUUGAUUUUUUUUGUUUUUUUCUAAAUUUUUCGAAUUAUUCUGAUUUUUAGUUUUUUGAUUUUUCUUGCGUCCUCUGAUUUUCUGUGUUCUGAUUUUUUCUAAAUUUUUGUGAUUUUUAUUUUUUCUAUUUUUUCUUAUACCUCUUCUGAUUUUCUUAGUUUUUUUUUUAAUUUUCCAAUAUAAAAUUUAAUUUUUUAGAAGAACAAAAAAUUCUUUUAACAACAACAAAUCCUCUAAAUCAACAACCAAAUAUAUUACCUGAUUCAGAUAAUAAACUAGGUAGUGGAUGUAGAAGAAGACGAAUAGCAGAAAAACUCCAAACAACAAUGUCUACUUUAAAACAAGUUGGGGGAGGAAUUAGAAAAAGAAGAGGAGGUAAUAAUAUUCCAGAAAUUACAACAACACCUAGAGAAGAAAUAGAAUCAACAUCGAGAAUGUCUACUGACCCUCCAGAAUCUCCACCACCCUCACAAACAUCCCAAUCUUUACAAAAUAGUCAAGGAGAAUCUCAGAUAUUUAUUGCUAUUUCGGAUGUUCUUGACCGGGAAUUUUUUAAUUCAUUGGAAGGAUUUCCAAAAGAAAUAAAUAUUGAUGAAUUACGUUUUGAACCAGGAAAUGCUUACAAUCCCCAAGUUAUUUGUGAAACUAAAACUAAAGGAAAAUUAGUUUUUGGAAAUCUACCGGCUAAUGAAAGAAAAUUAAAAAUUAAUUCCCAGAUUGAUAGAGUACAAACAAUGAUUGAACGGGUAACUCGUGAAAGGCGUUCUUUACCUUGUAAAAAUGAUGAAGAUUUAGAUAUUGUCGAUAACCGGUUACAAGCUUUAGCCUUAGUGAUGCUUUUAUAUUGUUCUGGACUUUCGGUAAAAAUUUAUUGA